AUGUUUUCAAUCUUUGCGAGCCUUCUCGAGUUGGAGUUCAUUGAGCUGGACAGUGAGAGCGAUCUCGUGUGGCAUCCGGAUGUUCGGAUAUUCAGUGUCUGGGAUGACGAAGCCGAAGAAAACAAGUUCCUUGGAUAUGGUCAUGCGGCUAACUUUAAUCUUCAGCGGGGAUUCACCGACACCAACGGAAAGCAAAGCUAUCCAGCCACAGCAUUAGUCUGCAACUUCACCAGACCUACCCCAGUAAAGCCCAGUCUGCUGAAACACAGCGAACUCCUUAUGCUCUUCCAUGAACUAGGCCAUGGGAUUCAUGAUCUAGUCGCGAAAACCAUCUUCGCCCACUUCCACGGUACAAUGAUUGUGAAUGAUUUUUGCGAACCACCAUCUCACGAAGCUAUACAAGACAUGAAUACCUCUCAGGUGUUCAACUUUAUUCGGAAGACCGAGGCCUUUGUAGAAGGCCCUGAAGUGCAGCAUGGACGUCAUUUAUUAGGGGCUUAUGAUGUCGGCUAUUAUGAGUAUCUCCAAGCUGAGCUUUACGCUCUCGACAUGUUCUCGACCAUUUUCCAAUCCGACCCGCUAAACGCGAAGCAAGGCCGUCGGUUCGGCCGAAUGAUUCUAGAAAAAGGCGGAGGUCAGGAUGAAAUUAAGAGUUUGCUGGAUUAUUUGGGCCGAGAGCCGAACUUAAAUGCCCUUUAUGAGAGAUUGGGGAUCAAAUAGAGUGAGUUUAAAUGAUGCAAAAGAUCGAUAACUCAACCACACGGUCUAUUAUCUUAGGUAAGAUCAAAA
Molecule: messenger RNA, 789 nt
Organism: Aspergillus sclerotioniger CBS 115572
Lineage: Eukaryota; Fungi; Ascomycota; Eurotiomycetes; Eurotiales; Aspergillaceae
Product: zincin
Exons: 6
Coding region: 1-720 (239 amino acids)
Biological process (GO): peptide metabolic process; proteolysis
Cellular component (GO): mitochondrial intermembrane space
Molecular function (GO): metalloendopeptidase activity
Source: RefSeq, a predicted model, not a curated record